Molecule: messenger RNA, 4566 nt
Organism: Linum trigynum
Lineage: Eukaryota; Viridiplantae; Streptophyta; Magnoliopsida; Malpighiales; Linaceae
Source: the annotation of a GenBank genome assembly
UCUCAACGAUCAAAGAAUCUGUGCUGGUAUGGGGAUAUUCUGAAACCCAUAACCCACCAAGCUUGACCACAAGCAAAUUUGGAAUCCAAAAGCUAAGAACUGAUCUCUAUCUUUUUCAUCCUCUAUGUUGUUCCCAAAACCCUAUGAAACACUGAAAUACCAAUGAGGUGAGAAGGAAGAAGUGGAGAAAGAGUAAGGAGACCACAGCGGCGAACCCAUCUCUUCUUUGUCUUCAUCAUGGAAUCGAAAAUGGGAAACAAUGUCGGUGGCACUCGAGCUCAAACCAGAUUGGAAGAAUCGUUCUACUUGGGUUGUCCAACUAAGAAGCAUCCAUUACAAAAAUGACUCUCACUAGGAACCAGAGGAUUUCCUCAAUAGUACCUGGGCCGACCAUCAUUGUGGUUGGUUAACUUUGAAUUCAUUGACAACCCAUGUCUCCAAAGGCAAGAGACAUAGGGGUUGAGAAGCUAAGCUUGACAUUGAUCAAUCGAUCAUGUAGCACCACAUCAUCUUUCAACAAGUACGGCUCCUUGGACGGGUGGCUUGGAUGAUAAAGAGUCCAGGCCAAACACUUAAUCAAGAGAUUGUAAAGGGAUCCAUACACCUUGUCACAUAACUUGUUGCUUACCACUCAUGGCAAGGUCAUCACACCGCAAGUGUUACAACACUUUACCAUUUUGUAGCCAUGAUUGGCCAAUGACUUUUUUUCCGUCCUUUUUAGUAGUAUUUUUAUUUAUUUAAUUUUAUAGUAAGGAGUGACAGACGUCAUUGAUUUCUAUGCCCUUUGGCAACCACUAAUGUACCAAAGGUGUACUCCCACUGCCAAGUCCAUGGAUUAAACCAAGCCAACCAUCCAUAUGCUACUUGCCUUCCCUCCUUAAGGGGAGAUGACUCCGGGUGUUGGUUUUGAAUUGGUUAACCUAACAACGGAUGGUACCCGAUCAACUUGUCUUGUCUUGGUGGCUUGCAAGGGGUCUCAUGCUUGUAAGCUUGAGGAACCUUACUAGACAUGUUGGGUUGAUGUUGCACCCGAUGUGCUUGCCUCCUUCCGGGUGGUGCACUAGAAAUUUUCAACUCCUUUGAGUCAUCAACAAGACCAUGUGUUGUCUUUGGCCUUAGUUUCUCAUGACUUGACACAUUCUUACUCUCCCCAUAUGGUUGGGAAGACGAGUGUCUGUACUUAAAGAGUUGAUGGUCACCAUUGUGGCCAACCCUUAUGUCUUGAUGACCCCCUACAAUUAGCACAUAACCACUUUUGACCCUCUGUGGGACCAUGUCUAAUUGGUGUGUGUCGAGAUGUCUUAUUCAUGCUCCCUUGUCUGCCAUUCAUGUUUGGCCUACCAUGAGGGUUGUUAAGCAUGGACUUUCUUCUUUUUCCAUUCCUUAACACACUCUCAUACUUAGAAACUUUUUGAGUAGCUUGGGUGUGCUGCAUACUCAUAUAAUUUACUCCCACUUGUUUCUUUCAUCGUCAGUGACAUGCCCCCUGGUCCACUGGUUGGAGACAUGCCCCUCAUACCAUUAUUCAUGAUUGUUGACGUGCCCCCCUUGCCAGACUUAGCCAUAUUAGUAUGCUUAAUAAAAUCAUGUGUGGCUUCAUGUUGUGGUUUAUUGGGCACGUCUAUCUGCCUAUUGUUUGUGGUUGGUGACAUGCCCCCUUGUCGACCAUUCAUGGGUGGCAUGCUACAAGGGGCCUUGCCUCCUUGUCCACUCUUUGAAACGCUGUCAAAGUUAUGAAAAUCAUGGGUGGCAUGGGUAUCUAACACCCACUCAGACUUUCCACUCACUCCAUUCAUCAUGUUUGAUGACAUGCCCCCCUGUCCACUGCAUGGAGAUGGAGACAUGUCCCCCUCGCCACACUUAGCUACAAUAGCAUUCUUACUAGAAACACAUGUGACUUGGGCCAAUUGUGGCUUCUAGGGCACAAAUUUCAACCCACUGCUUGUUGUUGAUAACAUGCCCCCCAUGCGAUCCUUAGACAACAAAUAUGGUGUUCUGUUGGACACACCCUUUUGUUCAAUUUUCUUUACAUCAACGUGCCCCCCCAGCCUGACACUUCACCUUCAAUCUGUUAGGGGAUAGGCUUCCAUGCCCCCCUAAUGGUUGGGCUGACCCGUUGGGGAUGGAUGACACCAAAGUUGAGAAAGAUUUUUGUAUUACAUCUACAGAAACUACUCCUUCCCCACUCAUCACACUGAGGCCAGAUCUAGCCUCAGGGGUGGUUCCUAGAGUAACUGUUUGCACAAGCGGUUGUUCCCCAUGAGUAGUGAACGUGGGUGAGAGAUUUUUAUUAUAACGACUAUGUUGAUGAGGUAGUUGACUUGUCGCCGGAGGCAGUAAGUUCCCUGAGCGUGGCUGGGUAGUCCGGCCACCGAAGAACAAGAUACUUAUAUACUCAGUAGCAAUACUUGGUGGCGAAUCUAUACCAUUUUUUGGUAAAGAAAUUUCUCGCACCACUGGUUCUAUAAAAUCUUUUUUAAGCUCAUCUAAGCAAUUUGUAUUUUCUAUAGUUGCUUCAAGCAAUUCAUCCAAACGUCUAUCAAACAUAGAACUAAAAGAAGCAAGUUUUAGAAUUGUCUGUUGUGAACUUCUAACAAGUCCAUUCAAAAUCUCUUCCAUCAAUCGACAGAUCUCCACCAUCACUUGACGGUUCUCCACCACUGAUGAGCCCAUAAGUCAUUCAUCUUCGAGUGUCGCAGCCCAACACAACCCAACAUCGCUACCGCAACUACAUGAAGUAGCCAGUCGAGUAGCCAGCCCAUUUCAGCAGAAGCUUGCGGCUGUAGAUCUCUUUAUUUGAGUCAACAUAAUUAGUUGUUAGAUUGUUUGAGUUGUUUACAUAAUUAGUGGAGUUAGUUUAGGAGUUCAUGGUUAGAUGAACGUGGGAUUAGUUCCACAAAGUUAGGCUUUCCUUUUGGCAAAUGUUGGUGUAUUUAUAUUUAGAAUGGAAUAAAUAAUGGGGAGACAAUUUGAGAGUUAAGAACCCUAGCCAUUCUCGCCAAGAAAGGAGAAACCUGGCCUACUCCCGCCAUGAAAAGGGAGUUAUCCAAAUCGAUCCCGUAUCAUUUGGUAUCAGAGUUGUUGAUCUUGUGUUUCGAUCACGAUGAUCUCAGAGAGACCAUCAAGGAAAGAACUCAUCGAUCGGGCACUCGGGUAGAUAGAACGUGUCAUGGCAACCUGCAACAUGCUCAUUGGGACGUAUGACAAACACAGGCCAGCAACAACACCACCAAGGCCGCAAAUCAAGACCCUGGCCGCCAUGGGAGAGGCGAAGAUUGUCCUCCCACCCGUAGCCACCGCACCGCCACCGUCGCUAGCUGAAGCUCUAGCAGACUCGAUAAAGGUAGAGGCAGAAGACGACGCCGUCGAUGCUGCAAAACCAUUGCCGUCAGAAUUUGAGACCUUUGUUGCCGUGAAGGUGGAUCCAUUCCCCAUCACUUCCACCUUAGUUCCAACGCAGCUCGCUGCGUCGCUGAACUCCUCACCUAUGCGCACAACGGAAUCACCAUCGCUCGUCGUUGAACCAAAGUCACCGCUCAAAUCAACUGUAAAGGCAACUCCUGCUUCCCUACGCCUCACCGUAAAGCAUGAUCAACAUAUGGGAAAGCUGCAAACUUUGUUGGUUACGGAUCAUCGACAAAUAGAAGGGUAUGUCCUAUCAAUGGAUAUCAACAUAAUUUCCAAGUAUGUUAUUCAAUUUAGAGGAAGAAUAAUAUUGGGCCAAAUAAAGCCUUCGAAGUUCAGAAAGAAAUGUGAAGCGCUAGUAGGAUUAUAUGGGGUUGAUUGUGAAUUUCUCUACUGGUGGAAGAGAAGGAAAAAGGGUAGAGCCAACAUGGCUCUCACUUUAAAGAAAGGGAAGCUUGAGCUCCCAGCGAGGAAAGGGCAAGGCUUAGGUGGGAAGUCCUACAGCAGAAGCGCGAUGUCGAAUUUACUGCCGCCUGGUAACGACAAUUAUGAGUCCAUGGAGAUCGACUCUUCCUUGCCCCUAUCGGCAGAGCAAUCGCUGGUCUCCUCGGUUGAAAAUCCCGACCAACCGAACUUUAAGACCCCAAUAUACAACGGGGUGAUAGGGUCUUGGAAGGCCUCAUUUCAUCAACGAUACUACCAGCAAGUUGGCUUCUAUCUUCGAUGAUCGCUUCAUUGAGCUCACCCUUGAGGACAAGACUGUUUUUUCAGGGGAUGGUAAUGAUGAGCCCAUAAGUCAUUCAUCUUCGAGUGUCACAGCCCAACACAACCCAACAUGGCUACCGCAACUACAUGAAGUAGCCAGUCAAGUAGCCAACCUAUUUCAACAGAAGCUUGCGGCUGUAGAUCUCUUUAUUUGAAUAGUGUGUUAGUUGAGUGAGUCAACAUAAUUAGUUGUUAGAUUGUUUGAGUUGUUUACAUACUUAGUGGAGUUAGUUUAGGAGUUCAUGCUUAGAUGAACGUGGGAUUAGUUCCACAAAGUUAGGCUUUCCUUUUGGCAAACGUUGGUGUAUUUAUAUUCAGAAUGGAAUGAAUAAUGGGGAGAUAAUUUCAGAGUUAAGAACCCCUGGCCAUUCUCGCCAAGAAAGGAUGUAGUUACGG